AUGCUAAUGAAAGUUAUGAAUGCUUAAAGCAACUCUCAUUCAUUGAUCGAAAGAUUACGUGCACAAAUCAUUAACUUGUCUCAAAAUUACUCAAACCUUCAUGACAGGAUUCUUGAGUCGAGACAAGAACUCAACCAUCACCAGUCAUCACUCUCCAACUUUGAUGAAUCUCCUAACAAUAAAAAUAAAUCUGUCUCUUCAAUGUCGUCAUCUCUGGAAUCAUUCUCAUACCAAGAGGAUGCUUUGCAGCUAAAACACUUAUGUGAUAAUUUUAGUAGAUGCAGAAAGCACGAAGUCUGCUAAAACUUUCACCUUAUAGUGAAGGAAUAUAGAUCGAUCGAAGACUAGUUCAAUCGCGUCUUCGAUGCCUAUGAAAAUAUUCAAGACAAAUCCUAAAUUUGCGUUAUACAGGUUCUAAUUGAAAAGUUAUAUGAACAAAAACUUUAAUUAGAAGAGUACUUUAGCUGA
Molecule: messenger RNA, 468 nt
Organism: Tetrahymena thermophila SB210
Lineage: Eukaryota; Ciliophora; Oligohymenophorea; Hymenostomatida; Tetrahymenidae
Exons: 1
Source: RefSeq, a predicted model, not a curated record